Molecule: messenger RNA, 2362 nt
Organism: Exophiala viscosa
Lineage: Eukaryota; Fungi; Ascomycota; Eurotiomycetes; Chaetothyriales; Herpotrichiellaceae
Exons: 2
Coding region: 176-2212 (678 amino acids)
Biological process (GO): extracellular matrix organization
Cellular component (GO): extracellular matrix
Source: RefSeq, a predicted model, not a curated record
AUCUGUUCCUGCUUGACUGUUGCGCAAAUAAUGAUACCGCUUGAUGUCUAUAAAGAUGAAGCACUUUCCCGCGCAAACAGUCCUCUUUACCUCACCUCGACAGGAGUUCAUCUGUCUUCCAUUCGCUUGGCAAACCUCAACAAGAUAAAGGAGUCAAGGUUACCACUCUUCCACAAUGUAUAGCAAAUUGGUGCACACGGCCUUGGUUGCGAGCUCUGUCUAUAGCGUCUUUGCUGCUGGCAAUCCGUUGCUGCCUCGUCAGGACGCUUCUAGUUGGAGUGACUGGAUCUCCAGCUCUACCACUACAAGUUCCUCGGGCGAGUCUACACCAGUCACUGGAAUCACGGACGGUUGUACCGGAUCCCCUUCCACCGUCACGACCACGAGCGUGGUUACUACGACUGUGGGAGGGAGCGGCUCGACAGGGCCCACCACGACGGUCACCUCUUGUUCCGCAACCGUUGGCCCCGUCAAUGGUGGAACUUCAUGCUCUCCUGCUGGAACCGUGACGGUUACUUCAUGGGGCAGCGGCACUGGUGGCGGCAGCACUGGCAGCGGCUGUCCUUCCGGUGGUGUUCCGACCACCAUAGUUUCUACGAUUACGGUGCCGUCCCAGUGUCCAUCAAAUACUGGAGUUGUCGGAGGUUCAUCGUGUCCACCAAGUGCAUCGCCGAGCACAAUCACCGCCACCACGACCUUGACCGUCCCUUCAUGCUCCUCUGGAGGUUCAGCAACGAGUCCUGCUUCGCCAAAUACCGUUACCGUGACUGUUCCCGGUUCGCCAUCGUCCUGUCCUACUUCUCCAAGCACCGUCACUGUGACUGUUCCAGGUUCGCCAUCAUCGUGUCCUUCAACAAGCAUUGAAGUCCAGCCAAAUUCUGGAUGUCCGUCAGCUACCGUCACUAGCAUUACCACGAGUGUUGUGACUACACCGGGUGGUACUCAGACGAUCACCAUCGGCGGUUCCGCUACAACAUCCACAGUCACCAUCCCAGGUUCCGUUACAACAUCCACAGUCACCAUCGGUGGUGCCGUUUCAACAGCCACAGUCACCAUCCCAGGCUCCGCUACAACAUCCACAGUCACCAUCCCAGGUUCAGCUACAACAUCGACAGUCACUUCAACUGUUCCGGCAGGUACGACCACUGUAACUUCCACCCUGCCAGCUGGAACCACGACAGUAACACUACCUGGCAUUACGUCUACUGUUCCUGGCGGCACUACUACUGUUACGUCGACCCUCCCGGCUAGCAUGACCACAGUUACUUCAACUCUGCCAGCUGGCACAACCACGGUGACGCUAACCGGCGUGACAUCGACUGUCCCGGCUGGCACCACCACAGUCACGUCAACCAGUCCAGCAGGAACGACUACUAUAACCUCAACCUUGCCCGCCGGCACUAAAACUGUGACCGUACCUGGAGUGACAUCGACAGUACCUCUAGGGACCACCACUAUCACGUCGACACUUCCGGUUGGAACCACUACAGUGACGCUACCUGGCCAGACGUCUGUCGCUACCUCAACUGUGCCCGGAGGAACCACCACUAUCACGUCCACCCUACCAGCCGGCACUACUACUGUGACACUGCCUGGCGUGACUUCAACUGUCCCUGCAGGAACAACCACCGUGACGCUUCCUGGCGGAACGUCUGUAAUCACCUCAACAGUUCCAGCUGGCACAACUACUGUCACACUUCCUGGCGGAACCUCUAUCACUACGGCUACGGUGCCAGCAGGUACAACCACAAUCACAUCGACGCUUCCAGCUGGCACUACCACCGUCACUCUGCCUGGUGGGACAUCUGUGAUCACGUCAACCAUUCCAGCUGGAACGACUACAGUCACCCUACCUGGUGGAACGACUACAAAGACCGCACCAUGUGGCACACAAACCAUGACGGAAACAUCCGUAUCCAGUUUAGUCGGACCGGGUCAGACUGUCACUGUUCCAGGACCUACUAUCACUUCUUUCGUAAUCUCUUCAUCGCCUGGUGGCACAUCAACCAUUGUCUCGACGGAGACCUUGCCAGCGACCACGGUCACCGUUUCCGGAGGGACAUCUAUCGUUACUAGUACGGUGGUGGAGACUGGCUCCUGCACACAAACCCAAACCGUUUGGGACGACUGGACCAGCAGCUCUGUGGCCUCUCCUACCUCCACGGCCACUUCCGCGGGAUCCUGGAGACGAGGAGGUUGGAGACGAGCAUGAGCACGCUGAGGGAGUCACGAGUCCCGAGGGUUUCUCUUAUGUCAAAAGUGCAGAAAAACAAAAGGAAGCAAUGAGUACCAACUGUCGUCCCUCCUUCAUGUCAUGUCAGUUGAACAAAACAUCUUAGCAUAUCUAUAUGAGGUCUUAAUG